GUAACAUAGUUUCGGGUUAUAUUUAAUUUAAAUCAUCUUCAAUCGGGUUCUGUAUGGCUAAUCUUCAAAUAAAUCCUAUAUUGUAUUUCCCAUAAUUCCGUGAUCUGGAGCUUCUGUGAUUCUUCCACGAGGAAGUUUAGGCGUCAGGUGUUGUGGGCGUGUCCGUGUCGACAGUAUAAACACUAAAAGUGAACACUUCUGGUGGACAACGACCAUAAAACCACCUGACAGCAACCAUGGCAACAGCAACCCCUCUGUCCAAGGCCAACACCAGCUUCUCUCUGGAUUUGUUGAAAACGCUGGGCGAUACUGACAAGACUGCAAACAUCUUCUACUCUCCGUUCAGCAUCUCGUCAGCCCUGGCGAUGGUGAUGCUGGGAGCCAGAGGAAACACGGCUGCACAGAUGUCAGAGGUCCUCUGCUUCACUGAGGCCGAGCAGUCUCAGCCUGCAGGAGGACUGCAGAUGCAGAUGCAGCAGCAGGCCCAGUUCAAACUGCCAGAAAUGCUGAAGAGCCUGAAAACAGGUGACUGUAAGGAUGAUCUGCACACCAGCUUCGCCCAGCUGCUGAGCCAGCUCAACAAGUCUGGUGCUCCGUAUGUCCUGAGUGUCGCCAACAGGCUGUACGGAGAGCAGUCCUACCAGUUUGUGGAGGAUUUCCUAGGAAAGACCAGGAAACACUACAAGGCAGAGCUGGAGUGUAUGGACUUCACAAAGAGCUAUGACGCUGCCAGGCUGAAAAUCAACAGCUGGGUGGAGAAACAGACACACGGUAAAAUUAAGGACGUGCUGGCCCCCGGUGUGGUGGACGGCAUGACCAGGCUGGUUCUGGUCAACGCCAUCUACUUCAAAGGCAACUGGGACAAGCAGUUCAAGGAGAGCAGCACACGAGAUGCUCAGUUCAGACUCAGCAAGAGCAACCAAAAGCCAGUCAAGAUGAUGCACCAGAAAUCCAAGUUUCCAUUCGCCUGGAUCCGAAAAGCCAACUGCCAGAUCCUGGAGAUGCCUUAUCAAGAGAAGGAGCUGAGCAUGCUCAUCUUUUUACCCAACGAUAUAGAGGACGACACCACAGGUCUGGAGAAGCUGGAGAAAGAGCUGACUUAUGAGAACUUUGUGGAGUGGACGAAUCCUGACAGGAUGAAGGAGAUUGAGGUCCAGGUUGGCCUGCCUCGGUUCAAGAUGGAGGAGAAAUAUGACAUGAAGAACGUCCUGGUCAGUAUGGGCAUGGUGGACGCUUUCGACAUGUCAAAGAGUGACUUCUCCGGCAUGUCUCCUGCCAACGACCUGGUGCUCUCAGAAGUCUUCCAUAAAGCUUUCGUGGAGGUCAACGAGGAGGGAACGGAGGCUGCUGCCGCCACCGCUGCCGUCAUGAUGCUGCGCUGUGCCCCACGUACAGCCUCCUUCGUCGCAGACCACCCCUUCCUCUUCUUCAUCCGACACAACCCCUCCAACAGCGUUCUCUUUGCUGGUCGAUACUGCUGCCCUGAGUGAACUUGGUGUGUUCCUCUACUAGAGGGAGAGGGAGACCAAACAACUAAAACAUUUUAUUUGAGACUAAUUGCUCUCUAUGACCGUUUGUGCCUAAAGUUCUGUCCUUUUUAAAAAUGUCAUAUUCUGCCUUGUCCAACAAUGAAGUGAACUAUGGAUGUAGUUUUUCAUGUCUGUAAUCUUUGGGACAGUCUAAUGCUCUUUGAGAGUUUAUCCAGUCUAUUUUGUAGUAUUUUAGGCCAAUUAAAUCGAGCACACCUAACGAGAUCACCAUCAUCUUGUCCUUGAAAUCUAAACUAUUAUGUUACUGAUAUUUUGAAACAAAUGUUUUAUCUGGGAAACAUCUAAAACGUACCAGGAGGUUGGUCUUGAGGUCCUGGAUUUAAGAACACUGUCUUGUGUUUCUGUCAACUGGCAGAGCAGACUUUUACUGUGUUGUAAUAUUCUUUGUACUGUAUGUAGACAAUCACACCUCUUCCCACAUUUGAUGAAAUCACUCUGACAGAUUCAUAUGUCUUUGAUAAUCAUGUCAAGUGCUGUUAUCUGUGUUGUGUAUAUCAGUGGUUCCCAAACUGUGUGCCGCGGCACACUGGUGUGCCUUGAGGCAAGUCCAAGUGUGCCGUGGGAUUUUGUGACAACCAUAGCCUACUGCAAUAUAGUAUACAACUAGACAAAAAUAAUUAUUUUAAUUUACUAUAUACUACUUUGAAUGCACUCAUUCCAUAAUACAGUGGCAAACUCUUUAUCUAAAAACUA
Molecule: messenger RNA, 2243 nt
Organism: Cololabis saira (Pacific saury)
Lineage: Eukaryota; Metazoa; Chordata; Actinopteri; Beloniformes; Belonidae
Product: leukocyte elastase inhibitor-like
Exons: 10
Coding region: 237-1490 (417 amino acids)
Biological process (GO): negative regulation of endopeptidase activity
Molecular function (GO): serine-type endopeptidase inhibitor activity
Source: RefSeq, a predicted model, not a curated record